CAUGGAGCACAGAUCGUGGUUGUCGGAAUCCUUUGCCUCGUUGCCAGCACACUAUCUUUUUUGACCAGACUCUGCAUCCGGUGGCCAUGGACAGCCCGCCUCGGUCUCGACGACGUCGUCUGCAUGGCCGCCACGUUGGUGUCGGCGGCACAAAGUGCGACAGUGUUUGGAGGCGUCUCGAGAGGAUUUGGACAGAAGCCGCAGCUUUUGCGCGAAAGUCAGGUCGAAUCAGUCGAAAAGGUAAAG
This is a messenger RNA of Pseudocercospora fijiensis CIRAD86, 246 nucleotides long. RefSeq lists its product as uncharacterized. The annotation marks the transcript as partial. NCBI's taxonomy places the organism in Eukaryota, Fungi, Ascomycota, Dothideomycetes, Mycosphaerellales, Mycosphaerellaceae. The record is from RefSeq and is a predicted model, not a curated record. The transcript has a single exon.